Messenger RNA from Mya arenaria, 1722 nucleotides. RefSeq lists its product as uncharacterized. Gene Ontology annotation, molecular function: zinc ion binding. Bases 1 to 1722 code for a protein of 573 amino acids. The transcript is spliced from 2 exons. The record is from RefSeq and is a predicted model, not a curated record. Lineage: Eukaryota; Metazoa; Mollusca; Bivalvia; Myida; Myidae.
AUGGAGUCACACGGAAAGAGGCGUGACUCUGACAUUGACAAGGAUUCCGCUGACGCCAUAGUCUUCUGUCAGCCGUGUGGCGAGGGCGGUAAAUGCGCUGUGGCCCAGGGAUUCUGUCCAACCUGCGAGGAGUACAUCUGUGCUCCCUGUAUCGAAUACCAUAAUAGAUUGAAGAUCUCCAAGAACCACAUUCUGCUACCCAAAGACAAGAUGCCGACCUUCUACCCAUCCACCAAACAGUCAGCUAUCAGCGACACCGAAUAUUGUAAACUACAUCCGACAGAGAUGAUCAAGUUUUACUGCCCGAACCACUGUGACCUUGGCUGUUGUUACUGUGUCGAACUCGACCAUCGCAGCUGUAAAGUCGAUUACAUUGCUGAAGUGGCUACAGAUUUUGUAAUCGGAAACGAAUUCAGAGAGCUUGGACCAGCGAUUAAACAAGAAGACGAUAUUCUAUCUGGGUACAUAAGUAAUGUCAAGGAGCUUUUGGGUGAAGUUGAAAACCAGUCUAAAGAUGAGAUCGACAGACUAAGGAAGUUCCGGGAAGAUAUAAACACCUACCUAGACCGCCGCGAGAAGGAAAUGCUCGACCACCUCCAGAGAGUGAAGAACGAGGAUGAAAACGUGCUGACUGCAUUUAUGACCGAUUGUCAGUCAAAGAAAUCGGAUCUUGAGGUCAUUUGGACGGAGAUGUGUACCGAAAACGUAUCGGUAAACCAGCGGUUCGUUGCAGCAAUGAAAGCCCAGAAGGAGCUACGGGAGAUAAAAAAUGUGAUGGUAAAAAAGGCUGGCAUGAUGACUGCCCGCGAGUGCCGGUUUACUAAGGACUCGGACACGGAGCGUCUUCUGGGAUCGAAUAUUGGCCUCGGAACACUGGACGUUGUGGAAGGGUUUCGUAGGGGACUGGCUCCAGUUCCUGACCUUUCUACUCUGACAUGGAAGAAGGAGAAGGACAUCAACGUUAGAACGUCGCAAGACAAGAACACCUGCAGUAUCACGAGCUCCGCCCUGAUCUCUCCAGGUCUAUUCCUCCUGACUGACGACAGUAAUCACAGUGUCAAACUGGUGGACGCCACCACCCGCACCGUCACGUCCCGCCUGCAACUGCCAGGCGCGCCCUGGGACGUGUGUUUGCUCCCCGGUGACCAGGCCGCUGUCACUCUCCAAUACAAGUCCAUCAUACAACUGAUAUCGACAAAGGAAGAACGAUUGUCGUGUGGAAAGGAAAUUAAAAUGGCAACAGCGUGUAAGGGUAUUGCGUAUUACAACAAUAGAUUAUACGUUUCUUACAUCUUAGAACCACGUAUUGAAGUUAUUACAUUGGAUGGCCAUAUAAUACGAAAAUUCCAAAGACUGCUUUUCCAAUACCCACAAUACCUGACUGUAUCAGCUUCUACACCACCAACCCUGUACGUAUCUGACUACAAUGCCGACACCGUUCUUCAGCUGUCUCAAGACGGGAAGGUCUUAGUAGAUUACAGGAACAAGAAGUUAAAUCGUCCCGAGUCCGUCGUAGCGGUUGGUCCGGGUCAGCUGCUCGUGUGUGGCAAUGGCAGCGACAAUGUGAUGCUCCUGACUGAGAGGAACGGCACGAUGACGGAAAUACUGGGUGAGAAGAAUAGGCUGACCAGUCCCUACUCUGUGUCCUUCUGUCCUCAAACACGUGCCAUCGUUGUCGGGAUGUUAGAGAAUGACUCAUUAAAGGUAUUUAAUGCAAACUGA